Molecule: messenger RNA, 503 nt
Organism: Medioppia subpectinata
Lineage: Eukaryota; Metazoa; Arthropoda; Arachnida; Sarcoptiformes; Oppiidae
Source: the annotation of a GenBank genome assembly
AAGCGAACCCUCUGUUGAGUAUUACUGCUGUGCAUAACAUGUGAUGAAAUGUGUCUCACAUUUGACUCGUAUUUAGCACUCAAUUGACAUUUAAUUGAAGUUUUCGUUCAAAACAUUCAUUCAAUUAAUCGUUGCUUUCAUUUGAAGUCUUCGCUAAAACAAAACACACCUUCAGAUCGGAUCCAAAGACACCGCAAAACAGGUGAACAACAAUGAGUGGUAAGCCAUUAGACGGCACUAAUCGUGGCGUCAGUUGCGAGGAAGAGAUUGAAGAGCGUCUUCGACGGCUCAAAGAGGACACCACCGCCGCUGACGACGACAGCCAACGGCCAGUGACUGACCAGAAGGCCAUCGAAGAGCGUUUGGCGCGUCUGAAGGGAAUGGAUCCGCGGCUCUACUCAAUGCCACCCAUAACUGUGUUUCAGCCGACGAGACAUAAGACGGACACACAGAAGGCCGACGACCUCUUGAAACAGUUUGUCGACGAGCUUAAGAUUGACGAC